Molecule: messenger RNA, 1048 nt
Organism: Erigeron canadensis
Lineage: Eukaryota; Viridiplantae; Streptophyta; Magnoliopsida; Asterales; Asteraceae
Exons: 4
Coding region: 105-878 (257 amino acids)
Source: RefSeq, a predicted model, not a curated record
AUGACCAUCUAAAGUCAAAUUCCAACGGUUUUUUUUUUCCCGUUUUCCGGAUCUUCCGCCCGGGAUUUACCGGCGAAAUAAAUCACCGCCGACUACGCCGGAAAAUGCCAGGUCCAGGCCCUCACAUGAUGUACGCCCUAUCAACAGGGGUAGGUCUGAUGAGUAUCUCAAAUGGCAGAUUCAGUCCUCACCACUGCAUCAUCUACUCUCUCAACGCCUUUUUCGGUCCCGAUAUCGGCUCAUUCGCCGAGUGGCUAACUUCUACCAUCGGCUUAGCCGGCUUAUUCGGGUCUUCGGUUGAAACCUAUAUUCAUGAUCCUUUCUUUUACACAUUGAUCCUUGGAAUCCCCUUUUCUUUACUCUAUACUCGCGUUUCGAAGUUUUUCGUCUCUAAAAGUUAUCUUGAUUCUAUUUCAGGGGUGGGACUUAGUGUGAAGCAAUGUUUGUUGCUUAUAUCAGCUGGUUCUUUAUCUCAUUUCUUUUUGGAUCAUUUGUUUGAGGAAAACGGGCACUCUACCAUGUACACUUGGAUAUUAAGUACUGGUUGGUGGGAAGGUCGUGCUCCUGUCAAUCCAGACGCUGUUGUUGUGAUCGGGCUCUUAUGUACCUGUUUGAUCAUUGGUUUCAUUCGCAUCAACAGGAUAAAGCCUGAAAAAUCUAUCAGGAAACAAUCAAUUAACUCCACAAAGCUUAUAAUAGUAAUUGCUAGCUUGUACUGUGUAUGGUGUGUGAGCCAAAUAUACUUUGUUAAUCCUCCAAGACCAGCAGUUGGUGAAGAAGCAGAUCUUGGAGUCAUUUUGUUUCUAGCUGUUUACUUCUUCCUUCCACACUCGUUAUGCAUCAUGUCAAUGCACCCACCGGAGCGACUCCCGCUUUAGCCAACUCCAGCUUGUUAUACAUGACCACUGCUGAAUUCUAAUCCAUGCUUGUACCCAAUAUCAUGUUGUAUUCCAUUCCCCACAUGGGCAAAAUACUGAAUAUAUAUUGUUAACAUUAAAUUUUGAAACCAGGAAAGAAACAUUCAUGAGUUUGUCUGGGUUGUGCAGAA